This is a messenger RNA of Closterium sp. NIES-65, 1629 nucleotides long. NCBI's taxonomy places the organism in Eukaryota, Viridiplantae, Streptophyta, Zygnematophyceae, Desmidiales, Closteriaceae. The record is from the annotation of a GenBank genome assembly.
AUGGCUAGCCGUGGAGAUGAGGUAGCUGUCAGUCUUACAGCUCCCGCUGAUGCGGAGAAUCAUCAUGAGAUCGUGGACGUGGUUGAUCUGCUGCCCGGCCCCAUCUGGCACAUCAUCUUCCGCCACUUGCUGCUGGGUAGCGCCUCCGGCGCAUCACAAGAGAGAGGAGCAGGCAGCGCCUCCGGCGCAUCACAGGAGGGAGCAGGCAGCGCCUCCGGCGCAUCACUUCUUAGUCGACUCAAAAAGAAGCUGCAGAGUCUGGGUAACUCCUCGGGCGCAUCACAGGAGGGAGCAGGCAGCACCUCGCCGGGUGCCACUGGGAGUGGACUUCUGAGUCGACUGAAAACGAAACUGCAGAAUUGGGGUAAUUCCUCGGGCGCGUCGCAGCAGGGAGGAGCAGGAGACGCGUCCAUCACGGAGGAGCAGCACGCGGAGGCAUUGCGGACCUUCGGCUCCUGCUGGCCUCUGCUGCGCUGCGCCAUGGUCUGCAAGAGACUCCUCCACCAUGUCGCCUCCUUCCCCGUGAGUCUCUCAUUGCUCCCCGUGAGUCUCUCAUUGCUCCCCGUGAGUCUCUCAUUGCUGCCCGUGAGUCUCUCAUUGCUCCCCGUGAGUCUCUCAUUGCUGCCCGUGAGCCUCUCAUUGCUCCCUCUUCUCUGGGUGUUGAGCUAUGAAGCGGACUUGGAGCCCAUGACGCUGCCUAUCAACCCCCAAGACCCCGCCACGCUCACACGUCCCUCGGGAACGCUCUCUGUCUUCCUCAGGCACGCGCCUCACACGCCCCUCAAUGUCCUUCUCAACAGCCCCCAGGACCUUCACUGCCUCAGCCGUCUCUUGGGACCCUCUGCGCGCUCCCUCACAACCUUGUGCCUUGGGCUCAAGAAACCUUACGACAGAUUCAGGCUCCUUGAGAGCGAGCGACUGAUGCGUUCAGCAUUUCUAGGGGAGUUUGAGCAGCUGCAGAAGCUGGAGCUAGGCUACGGGACUUGGCAAUUAGGCAGCCUGAAUCCAGCAAUGUUCCGGGCUUUAAGGAGUCUGAGCAUCCACGAUUUCCAGCGCGGCAGAAAUGUUCUGCCCGUUCUCUCAUCCAUCGCGCCGCAGCUGCAUGAACUCGCUCUCGCCUGCUCCACCCAUGGCUGUGGCUCUGCCUCUACCACCCUCGAUUUCAAGCUCACCGCUGCUCGAUCUAUCACAGUCUGCUUUGAGAAUCAACCGCUCCACCUCCGCUUCGCCCUGCCUGCCUCUUUGAAUUCCUUCUCGGCCACUGCGGGAUGUCUUCAUGUGGAUUGCACAUGCAACAGCCGCCUCUCUCUCGACUCGCUCUCUCUCAUUGGCCGCUCGCAGCUUCUCGUUUCUUCGCUCCCAUUGGCUGCCGCCAAAUCCGUCUACCUGAACGGCUCCCAAAAAGACGAGUGGCAUGCUUUUCCUUGUUCCAAUCUCGAAUCCCAACGCGCCUUGUCCCUCCUGCUCAGCAACAUAGCGCCUACAGUGGAGACGCUUGUAUUGAGGGACGAGCGGGAAGGGUGGUGUGUGCUGAUAAUGGUGUUGGCAAAGGUGUGGGCAUGGGGUGGUGUGACCAAAGGUGUGGGCAUGACGUGGUGUGACCAAAGGUGUGGGCAUGGGGUGGUGUAG